AAAGGCUUUGUAUGGUCUGUCCUUGAGGGAGGAGAUAAGAGGCUCUGUGUUGGCCUUUGAACUACAAAGCAUCAAUGACAAAUUUCUCUGACCGCUAAUUGACAAUUCUGCUUUGAAGAAACAACAGUUCUUUUAGCUAUUUAUGGGCCUGCUUUGAGUCCAUGUAUGUGUGAUCUGUGAUGUGGUCCUUAUUGCUUAGAUCCAAUGUCACACCCUUUUCUGUAUCCUGUUGCUUUGUCUUCCAUUCUAUUUGCAUGCCAAGCCUUUAAUAAGCCCAGCAGCUGCCCUUUCUUCAAUUUGAAUUCUAAUGAUCACUUUCAAAGGAAAGCGGCCCUAUCUCAAGUGUAGGAAGAGCCUGUCUAAGAAGAGCCUGUUGUCUGGCUCCCACUUCAGAUGCCUUUCCCCGGCACUGGCCAAGAUCACCUCCAAGUUGUGUCUGGAUUUCUACAAGGACAGGGAGAGAAAUGUAUCUGAAGGAUUAAGGUAAGAGUCCAGGCUAUGACUACUGGUCUGGUCAGUUGUCUCAUGCUUUGGGUCGAUAGAGCAGAGAAAAUGACAAUAAUACAUACAAUAGUUUUUCUUUUUCCUUAAAAGUCACACGAUUGGGUACAUUUUUUUUGAGCUAGCAAAGAGGGUCAAUAGCAGUUCAGUUUAAAGGCAAUAACUUAAAAUGCAUUUAACCAGUUCCUUGUGGAGUUUCUUGAAUAUUGUGUAGUUGCUUGAUAAAUUAGACUAGGUUUCUUGUCCUGAAAUGCUUUCAAAGGUUAUCAGUCAUAUGUGGAGGGCAAGUAUUUGUGGUGCAGUUGUUAAAAUAAUGGAAAACUCACUAAGUCAGGAGACGGAAAUUAUGAAUCAUGACUAAUCUGUGAUAUUGAUUCUAAUCAUUUUCUUAAAUAAAUAGUACUGUGUAUGUUUUAGCACAGUUGGCAAAUACACAAGGCUACAUAACGACAAAAAAGAUUUGAGUACAAAAAAAAAAAAAUGCAAUGUAAAAAUGUCGAAAUAGUGUAUUCAACAUUGAUGCGGCAGUUAUUGUUGACAAGUUUUAUUUUAUUCAAGCCAGCCCUACAUCCUUUCAGUAGCAAUGGUGAUAUCCCUGUUGGAGGAGGAUUCAUAUCAGAGGGGCUCUCAUCUGGUUUUGACAGGGGCUCUCUAGUCUCACAAAAUGUCUCUGUUAGAAGUCCUAUUUUUGCUUUAUAUCUUUGUUAGCUUUUGCCCUCAACUGUAGUGCACACUGCUUUAAUUCACUUAAAAAGCCUUCAGAAAAUUGUCUUUAUGAUCAGAUGACACUUUACAACUUUGAGGGAGUUAAGUCAAUGUCUUUGUAUUGUAUUUGUUCAUGUUUUCUCUACUUUCUUGCAGAUUAUUCUUGUGUUAACGCAACACCCUUUUAGCUGGAUGACUGUAAUACACCAUGCAUUGGCAAGUGCACAUGGUUACACCAAUAUAAGAGGUUGCUUUGGGAAACAUUUUUAUUAGAAUCUGGAUUCCUUCCUAGCAAACUCUUUGCAGUUCAUCAGUGUAAACAGUGUUAAAAGUGACGAGAUUUUCCCAACUGCCUUCCCAGCAUCACAGUAUUGAAAAACCUGGACAAAAUCAUCGGAUUAUUCAAAAAUUCUUAGUUAACUAACAAAAACAAAAAGUUUAAUAAAAACACAAUUAAAAACAACUAAAUAUGAAUAACAUUUUCAAAACGUACAGGAGCCAUUAAGUUAAGCUUCCAGCGGAUCUGGGGCAUCAUCCAACUGGGUGCUACACAUUAGAGGCUCCCCCCUCCCACCACCGUUUGGAUCGUUCUACUUCCAUUCUUGCAUCAACUCCCUGACUUUUACAUUUUCUUGAAUCACAUUUUAUUAAUUGAAAUGUGGUUCCUUGUAUGUAUUACUGCAAUUUAGCUUUCAGCUGCCAUAAUACACAUGAAAUUAAAUAAACCAUCAUCAUCAUACAUUAAUCAUGAGGCUGGUUCUAGUCAAACCCACCAAUGCAACACGUCGGCUUGAUUCAACAGGAGACGCUUGCAAUGACCGAGACCCCGAUCACUGCAACUCAAGAGGGCAGUUCCUACCAGACAAAGCCCCUGAGGUCAUGCAGGAUUGCUACUCUGGAACUGCCCUCCACCACCAAACGUUAGUACCAGAGCAGAGCACUAACUGCAUGUCCCCUUCCACUUCUCUGCCACUGGCUACUCCGAAUGGAGUCGCUCCACCAAGGAAAUCUCCACCAUUAAAAACUACACUUUCACAUCUGAGCAAUCAAGAUCUCCUCCGAUUUUGUCGCCAGGUGGGUGGUACUCUUGAACUGCAGUGCGGAAGCCCACUCAUGGCCGAGUGGCAUGGGACCACGGUGGAACGUCUUGAUGACGACUGUGGCUCUGUUUGCUAUUCUCCUAGUACAAAACAUGGUUCAGGGGUGGCAGGUUUCCAGCCACGAUCAAAGCAGGGCUUCCUGAAGGACUGCCUCUCCACAUUUUCUAAGAAGGGAACUCCUCCUUCUCUGCAGUAUACUCACUCCUAUCCUCAGAACACCCUGGCCUCAUCGUCAUCCCAGUUUUUCAGGCAGAAACCAAAUCAAGCGGAUCCCUCAACAGAGACCAUCGAUCACCAGCAGGACAAUUUCAAAUCCCGAUACAGAGGAAAAGACUGGGUGAAGGAGUAUAGUCAAUGGCAGCAGACCCAUAAUCAUUUCAAGCUUAAAGAGCAUAAUCUACCACCAGUAUUGACUACUGAAAAACCAGAACCUUCACUCAAUAUACCUAUGAAUGGCAAUGAGUUAAGUGAAGUUAGGCAGCUCUUGGUUUUGUCUCAACCUCAGAACCAGCAGCAACCUCCCAUAGAAACGCAACACCAAUGGAUGUUAAGGAAUGGUUUACCUAGCUGCUGUGCGAAUGAGGGUGGAGUACAUUGUGGGAGCCAACAACAUUCCUUACACCAGCAUCUACAUCAAGACUCUGAAUGGGAGCAUUGUUGUGACCAUUUUAGCACCCUAAAAUGCCAUCAGUUUUCUCUUUACCCAUCCAGCAGCAGCAGCCCACGAGUGAGGAAUUCAUCCGUGGCUACUAGCAACAAAAGCAGUGUUCACUCCUCUUCCAGUUGCCAUCGGUGGCCUGUGAACCAUAAUCUAGUGGGGAAAAGGCAACGACAAAGAGAGCAGCAGGUACAUCCUCAUACCAAAAAGCUUGGCUAUGUUGGAUUGAUGCCUUCCCUGUCCAAGAGCAGUAGCCCACUCCUUCCUGACACAGUUGUGACCAGCGCUAAAUACAGUGGGGAUGUUGGGAGACCCCUGAGCAGCCUUGGAGCUUCGCCACCAAACCUUUCAGAGCUGGACUCCGAGAGACAAGAGCCCCAUCAGACACUCCAAAGGUCUGUCUUGGAGGAGGUGUUCUCGAAAGGCUUUAGCGAGAACAACAGUAAGGCCAACAGCGAAGGAGGAAGAGACACGCCACAGAAGAGGACCAAGGACAUUGGCUAUAGAUUAAGCCAGCGUAGGGCACUCUUUGGAAAGCGCAAACAGUUGAGCGACUAUGCCUUGAUCUUUGGGAUGCUUGGGAUCGUCAUCAUGGUGAUGGAGACGGAAUUGUCCUGGGGGGUUUACACGAAGGAAUCCUCAUACUCAUUCUCUCUGAAAUGCCUUAUCAGCCUCUCAACUGCUAUAUUGCUCGGACUAAUCGUGAUGUACCAUGCACGGGAAAUACAGCUCUUCAUGGUGGAUAAUGCAGCUGAUGACUGGAGGAUUGCCAUGACGUAUGAGCGGAUCUUCCUAGUUCUGCUGGAGCUGCUGGUCUGUGCCAUCCACCCCAUCCCGGGCCAGUAUGUCUUCACCUGGACGGCCCGGCUGGCCUUCACCUACAUGCCCUCAGUAACUGAUGCCGACGUGGACAUCGUCCUCUCCAUCCCCAUGUUCCUCAGGCUCUACCUGAUCAGUCGCGUCAUGCUGCUGCACAGCAAGCUCUUCACAGACGCCUCGUCGCGCAGCAUCGGCGCAAUCAACAAGAUCAACUUCAACACGCGCUUCGUCAUGAAGACUCUCAUGACCAUCUGCCCCGGCACCGUACUGCUGGUCUUCAGUGUCUCCUGUUGGAUCAUUGCGUCAUGGACAGUGCGUGUCUGUGAGAGAUAUCAUGACACACAGGAAGUGACCAGUAACUUCCUUGGGGCCAUGUGGCUCAUCUCUGUCACCUUUCUCUCCAUUGGUUAUGGAGACAUGGUCCCUCACACUUACUGUGGAAAGGGUGUGUGUCUGCUGACUGGAAUCAUGGGGGCCGGCUGCACUGCCCUGGUGGUUGCUGUAGUUGCCAGGAAGUCAGAGUUGACUAGAGCUGAGAAGCACGUUCACAACUUCAUGAUGGACUCUCAGCUCUACAAACGAGUGAAAAACACAGCUGCCAAUGUACUCAGGGAGACAUGGCUGAUCUACAAACACACGAAAUUAGUCAAGAAGAUCGAUCACGCCAGGGUACGCAAACAUCAGCGGAAAUUCCUGCAAGCCAUUCACCAAUUGCGCAGAGUCAAAAUGGAACAGAGGAAACUCAUCGACCAGGCUAAUACACUUGUGGAUCUAGCCAAGACUCAGAACAUGAUGUACGACCUGGUGUCUGAUCUGCAGCGGCGCAGCAAGGAGCUGGAUAGGAGGAUCGGUAGUCUGGACGACACACUAGACUCCAUCCUAGUCAGUCUGCAGACCCUGCCCAGCCUGGUCUCCCAGGCCGUCACACAACAGCACAGGGACUUUCUGGAUGGCUUGGCCCCCCGUGUUCAGACAUCCUCGAAGGGAUGGGUUCCCGCCAGGUGCAAACGGUCCCCCGACACUGCACCACAGACCAUACCUUACAGCUGACAGCCAGUGCCAUCUCCACUGUUGUGACCUCAAAUUAUGCAUUUAUUUAAUAUUGUAUUUGAUACUAGCCAGGGACAUUCUAGCCUCUGUUAGAUCUCUCCAGCACCAUCCCGCAGUUGUUUACCAAAACAAGUAACAGGGUGGCCGAUUUAAAGGUUUUCAGAAUAAAAAAU
Messenger RNA from Salvelinus fontinalis (brook trout), 5006 nucleotides. RefSeq names its product potassium intermediate/small conductance calcium-activated channel, subfamily N, member 1b (gene kcnn1b). The record is from RefSeq and is a predicted model, not a curated record. Gene Ontology annotation, molecular function: small conductance calcium-activated potassium channel activity; calmodulin binding. Gene Ontology annotation, biological process: potassium ion transmembrane transport. The transcript has 8 exons. Gene Ontology annotation, cellular component: neuron projection; plasma membrane; neuronal cell body. NCBI's taxonomy places the organism in Eukaryota, Metazoa, Chordata, Actinopteri, Salmoniformes, Salmonidae. The coding region runs from base 1954 to 4833 and encodes 959 amino acids.